AAUGCACUAGUGGAGAAUGAGGAUCUUUGCAGCCGGAUAUCUAACCUGGAAGAUGUGUACCCUAGGGUGGAGGCGAACAUCAAAGAGGGAGAAGAGAAGGUGCGGAAGAGGAAGCUUUUGAAGGGGGAAGAUGACAGCUUUAUGGUGGGGGAUAAAGUGCUGAGAAAGAACAUUCGUCAGGAACGGGGAGAAGGGGGGGAAAUUGGAGUCCGACUUACUGGGUCCAUUUGAAAUAACAAAAAUCGACGACAAAAGUGCUGAUCUAAAAAACCGUAAAGGAAAUAUCAUGGAAAAGAUCAACAUUGACCUCCUAAAAAAAUAUGUGGAACCACAGCCACGCAUCCCCGCCAAAUGGAUUGCCAUUGCCACUGCUUCCACUCCUCCUGCAGAACCACAGCUUAGCCCUUUCAGCUGUGUUACAGUUCCCCAAUCACCCACUUUCACACCUAGUCCACGAACAGACCCCUUGUCCUCUGAUCUCAGCAAGAUGGUCGACUCAACUGACAACAGACCCUCAAUGUCAGUCACUCCAAAGGAAUUAAUAGCUGAAAUCUGGUCAGGUCAACGGCAAGGUGUGCUGUGGAGCAAAGUUGGGCCGUACAAAAUAUUUGCCGCUGGCCUGCAGAAUCUGGCCCCCGGAAAGGAGGUAGAGAGUGAGGUUUUGAAUGCAUUCAUUCAUGCCGUAAUUGGGAGGCAAGAUCCAACUGAAAGCAGGGCUUUUCUUGUUGACCCCUUCCAAAUGACAGCGAUGUGGCAAAGAUCAUACAGGGGAUUAACCAAGCUUGACCCAAUGGCAUAUGAUGUACUGAUAGGACCAGUCAGUGACAAACAUCACUGGACUCUUGUGGUCAUCUAUCCAAAGCAGAAAAGGGUUAUUUACAUGGACCCCCUAGGUGAAACCACUGACCACAUCAACAAAUGCAGGAAUAUCACAAGGCAAGUCAUAAACCAGUGGUAAUAUCAUAAAAAGUUGUAGGUUACAAGUAGCAACAAUUUUGCUGUUCUAU
This is a messenger RNA of Osmerus eperlanus (European smelt), 1007 nucleotides long. RefSeq lists its product as uncharacterized. Gene Ontology annotation, molecular function: cysteine-type peptidase activity. The record is from RefSeq and is a predicted model, not a curated record. The transcript is spliced from 5 exons. Gene Ontology annotation, biological process: proteolysis. Lineage: Eukaryota; Metazoa; Chordata; Actinopteri; Osmeriformes; Osmeridae. Bases 287 to 958 code for a protein of 223 amino acids.